Didymella exigua CBS 183.55 is the source of this 1464-nucleotide messenger RNA. RefSeq names its product cytochrome P450 3A4. Gene Ontology annotation, molecular function: monooxygenase activity; oxidoreductase activity, acting on paired donors, with incorporation or reduction of molecular oxygen; iron ion binding. NCBI's taxonomy places the organism in Eukaryota, Fungi, Ascomycota, Dothideomycetes, Pleosporales, Didymellaceae. The record is from RefSeq and is a predicted model, not a curated record. The transcript has 4 exons. Bases 1 to 1464 code for a protein of 487 amino acids.
AUGACAUAUUUGUUUGGCAUAUUCCUGGCUUCUGUAACUAAUCUUCUACGUCGUUGGUACCUUUACCUACAAAUUUACUUGUCUCCGCUCCGUCAUAUACCUGGUCCACGACUUGCCAGUGCUACUGGAAUUCCCCAUGCAUUACACAUGCGCUCCGGCACCAUCACCAAGUGGCUUCAGCAACUCCAUGAUCAGUAUGGCGACGUAGUUCGCGUUGCUCCGACUGAGCUGUCGUUCAUCAGUGGUGAGACGGCUUGGCCCGACAUCUACGACUUCCGCACUGGCAAAUACAAAGACAAGGGUGCUUACCUCAAGGACGGAACUCGGUUUUCCGAGCCUAUCAACGGCGUUUAUUCGAUCAUCGUCGCGCCUGAAGCUGAUCAUUCCCGUGUGCGCCGUAAUCUCUCCCAUGCGUUCAGUGACAAGGCUUUGCGGAGCCAGGAACCUCUGAUCAUGAGCUACGUCGACCUUCUCGUCCACAGACUCAAGGAACAUGCUGAGAAAGGUAUGCAAGUCGAUAUUACGCGCUGGUACAACUACACAACCUUCGAUAUCAUUGCAGACCUGUCUUUUAGUGAACCACUGCACUGUCUGCGCGACAGCCAGUAUCACAAAUGGGUCAACAUGAUGUUUCACGGCGUCAUGGGCGUUUCGGUCAUGUCAAUCCGCAAGAAGUAUGCGCUCUUUCGGUGGUACGACAAGGCUCGAGGUCUGUUCGAAGACAAUCAGUCUACAAUACGCGCGCGCAAGGAGUUCUUCGACAAGGCCCGAGAAAUGGUCACCACGCGUCUAGAGACCGAAAACGACCGACCAGACUUCUUCUCCUUCAUCCUUCAGAGCCAGGAGAAAGAUAACCGCGCGCUGACAAGAGAUGAGAUGGACUCUAACGCUACCCUGUUCCUCGUCGCCGGCUCCGAAACGACUGCCACUAAUCUCUCGGGUACCACCUACCUCCUCCUCAAGAACAGUGUUGCAUACAUACGCCUCGUUGCCGAGAUCCGCACAGCCUUCACCCGCAUCGAAGACAUCGCCAUCGAAGCCGUGAACAAACUACCCUACCUCCUCACAGUCCUGCAAGAAGGCCUGCGUUACUAUCCCCCCCAAAUCAGCAGCCACUACGUCCCCGACGGCACGAGUGUGUACGUGAGUCAAUAUGCAGCGAACCACUCAGCGCGAAAUUUUGCCGAAGCUGAUUUAUUUGCUCCGGAGCGCUGGCUAGAGGCACGGCCGGCGAAGUUUCAGCAGGAUAAUAGAGAGGUAGUGCAACCAUUUAGUUUCGGGCCGCGGAACUGUCUGGGCAAGAAUUUGGCGUACGCUGAGACGCGGCUGAUUCUCGCCAAAAUCCUGUGGCAUUUCGAUCUCGAGCUCGUCAAGCCUGGGAAGGAGUGGAUGAGGGACCAGAGAGUAUUUUUGUUGUGGGAGAAGCCCAGUUUGGAUGUUAGACUGAGACCUGUGCAGCGGUAG